Molecule: messenger RNA, 3894 nt
Organism: Dalotia coriaria
Lineage: Eukaryota; Metazoa; Arthropoda; Insecta; Coleoptera; Staphylinidae
Product: polycomb group protein Psc-like
Biological process (GO): negative regulation of transcription by RNA polymerase II
Cellular component (GO): PRC1 complex
Molecular function (GO): promoter-specific chromatin binding; metal ion binding
Source: RefSeq, a predicted model, not a curated record
GCUGGGACCCGGCUAGUGUGCCGAACGUCGAGUGAGUGCGCGGAGCGCCGGAGAGCACACACACCGCGAUCAUCACAUCACAUUCGGCGCCAUCGUCACAGCACCCAGUGCACCAGCCAUCCUCAACGGCGACGGUACCCAGCAGGACACAAUCAUGUCCUCGCUGGAAAUCCAGACUCCAAAGGAGUUUACUUCAUCAUCAUCUUCAUCAGCACGUGAGAAGAAGGUUCUUCUAAAGGACCUGAAUUCUCUCCUCACGUGUACACUGUGUAAUGGAUAUUUCAUCGAAGCGAUGACUUUUGAUUCCUGUUUACAUUCAUUCUGUAGAAGUUGUGUGCUUAACCACUUCGAGACCACCAAACAACAGACAUGUCCGAAAUGUGACAAGAAGAAAGCUUUCUUCAAACCUGAUCAUCAACUGCAAGCGCUCGUUUAUAAAAUGGUCCCGGGGUUAUUCGGGAAAGAAACCCAGCGACGUGAAGAUUUCUACAGGAGUAGCAUGCGUGCAAGUAGCACUUGCAGUGAAGAUAGUGUUCUUGGAGAUGUACAGAAAGACCAAGCUAAGUGGUUGUUACAAAGUGACGGCCCUUCAGGUCGGGAUACUUUCUUCAGCCCAGAGGACCCCAUAUCUUUAUCCUUAGAAUUCUAUCAACUACAUUUGGAUGAUACUAAAGAACUUGAUCACAAGUUGAGUAUGGUUUGUAAACGCACAAGACCCGAGGUGGAUCUGAUUAAGAAAGAAUCAGAUUGUGAUAAGAGUGAGAAAAAGGUCAAAGCGGAUCGGAGGUAUCUUCAGUGUCCAGCGGCUGUAUCCAUGUCACAUCUACAGAAGUUUUUGAGGAUGAAAUAUGCGUUAUCAUCAGAACACAGGGUUGAUAUCAUCUACGAAGGGGAAGUGUUACCCUUCAGUUAUACUCUGAUGGACGUGGCCUACACUUACAACUGGACAAAGUUGAAACCCAUGCGGUUUUUCUAUCGCAUCUUCACUCCCUUGAAGGUCCAGCCCAUCAAGAUCAUCAAUACGUCGAGUAGUAAUGGUAGUAAACAACUUCAAAUAGUCCCGGUGAGAUCUACGAGUAAUAAUACAACUAAUACGGUUGAUCUGGAAGCGGAAAAGAGUAAAGAGCAGUUUGUUGCGCAAUUAAAGUUGCAAUCGAAGCAUAAGAAUGGGAAAGCGGUGAUGGGUUCCACCGCGGAAAAUUGCGUGUUUGAAUAUGCGGAAGCAGACGAAGAGAUUAAGCGGUUUGCGGAGAGUAGGGAUAGGGAAUGGGCUAGGAUGAGGCAUGAAGAUGUUGUUGAACCACAAAAUUCAAAUUUACCUUCUUCUGUGGUUGUUCCUUCAAUAACUCCUCAGAUUAGUAAUGAUGGGGUGAUGAUAGAGGGAGGGGGUUCAAGUCAUCAUGUGAAGAAGCGGAAGAAGUCCAAACAUUCAAAGGGUGAGGCUAAGAAACCUAAGAUUCAUGCGGAGAUUACCAGUGAAGUUGUCCUACAACAACAGGAGAGUAUCAAACUCAAGGUUAAGUUGACCCCUGCGCAUCAACAUGGGCAUAAUGGGCAUAAACAUAAACAUAGGUCACCUCCUGUUCCUCCUUUAACUCCAUCUACUACUUCUACUCCUGUACAACAUCAACAUCAACAACAAACCCAACAACAACCUCCUUUGGUACCUAAACCUAUUUCUACUCCCCCACAAGUUCCUUUACCCAUUAAAACCCCACUGGAAGUGAGAAAACCUGAACCCGUGAAGAAACUUCACGAUGUCUGUAUCAAAAAAGCAGAUAAACACCUGGAGACAACUAAAAAAGAUCCCAAGAAGUUAACUAGUGAGAAACCUACGAGAUCUGACCUGAAACCUCAUCCCUCGCCUGUUUUAACCAUGGAUAUCAAGAAGAAAGAAGAACAAAAGGCGUUUCUUAAGACAUUUCAAUCUGGUACCAACGCAAGAUCACAGCCCAUCACGAAAGUCCAAUCGCCUAAUAAAGCAGACUCGAAAAAGCCUAUGAUCACCUACUCCAACCACACCAAACAAAACUUCGAUAAGAAGAUAGCGUCACUCAAACAACAAGCGUUGAACAAACAAAAGUUGGACCUAACUACAACUCAGAAAGAGAAGAAGGUUUCUUUCUCAUUGGAUAAACCUCAUAUUCUUAACUCCCAGCAGUAUCCUAGUGGGUUUACUGUUAGUAAAGUUGAACAAGGUAUCAAGAGGAAACAAGAAUCUGAUCCCCCGGUUGAGAAAAGACCUUGUUUGGAGAUUACUCUAAUCAACCCCAAACCAGAAUCUCAAAGUUUAAAUCAUCAGAACUCUAAACCCAAACCACCUGCAAGUCCUGCCCCACAUCGAAUUACUACUACUACUACUAGUGAUCCCCCGAAAGCAAAGAGACCUCCACCUGCUACUAUACCAUUAGACCGCAUCAAAAAUCCAGUGAAACAUAAACCUGAAAAUUCUCAACAAAUCCCAGGAGGUGCUUUAGACCUGACCAAGAAGAUAGAACCUGUUAAAAAUGGUAUCACAACUUUGAACGGGAUGAAAUUCCCGAGUCCUAUCACAACUUCAUCUUCACCUACAACCCCACCUACCAUGUCCCUGACGGAGAACCUUCAAAUGUUGUCCAAAGUAGCUCUACAACAUUCAAGACAACAAGCACAACAAAACAAACCUAGACCACAGAUUCCCAACCUACAAACCCUUCGGAUACCGCAUGUGACCACAUCAGGGACAACUCCAAGUUCAACUCCUACGAAUACUCUAGCUAGGAGUCCCAAUCAAGCAACUACAGGAUCUUCUCCUCAAAGGAGUAUCCCCAACCUGGCGAAUUUACCCAAAUUGAAUGAGAUAUCAAAGUCUAAUUUAAAAAUGUUGAGUAAUCACAACAAUAAUUUGAAUUUAAAAAGAUCGAAUAAUAACAACAAUCAGAAUAUGAUCAGGAGUAUCCCGAAUCCUGCUCUGCUGGUACGACAACAUAAUCAGAGCAGGAUGAGUUUGACCAAUGGACAAGGUCAAACCCAAGGUCAAAAUUCGAAUCAAACACAAGAAAAAGAAAAAAAUCAACCGAAGAUUCUAAAUCCUUUAGCGAAGGAAAACACAACUACAACCACAACUACAACAAAAGAUAAUAAAGAUAAUAAGGAUUUGUUUAACAAUACAAAGACAUCCGUAAUGGAUAAAAUGAUGAAUGAUCAUAACAAAGCCCUGGUGGCGCAGAUGGCUGAGUCAACAACAGCAGCAACAUAAUUUACUAAUGUUUCUAGUAAAAUUUAUUUUGUUCCUAAAGAUAUUUUUCUUUUUAUUAAUUUAAAUGUAAUUUAAGAUGGAAAAGUGCAAAGUGUAAAAUCUUUAUAUUUACUUAAAUGAAUUGAGUUGUUACCUGUUUUUCUCUGACGAGAUUUGUUUAUUUAGGUUUAUGCUAUCAUUUGUACUUGCAAUUGUAUAUAGGUAUAUAUAUAUAAAAUAUUAUAUAGAGUGUAUACUUAAGUUAAGUAUACUUAAAUGACUCGUUUUUAGAUGGAUAUUCUCGUAGCGUGUACAAUUGAGUUGCAAGUUGACUGACAACACAUUUAUACCUUUACAAAAAUUAUAUAGGUAUAGGUUUAGAACACCCUGUUAGUAUGUAUAGUAUACUAAUGCUAAAAUACUAAACUUUAUGUUGUCGAAUAUUGCGGUGUAGUAAUAUUUACAUACACAUUUAUUGAUUUGUGUAAUUAAUAAGAAAUUUAUAGCUUACGAUUGAUACGAGUGAUUGUGAAUUUUUGGGGUGGAAUGAUGUGGAGAUGUGAUGAGGGUGUAUAAAAUUAUUAAUUAAGUUUUGACUUAAUUGCUAGUUGAUGUCGAUUACAUAAAAUAAAAUGAGUACAUUUAAAAAAUUAAAUGUAAAUUUAUCAAAGCAAUAA